GUGAAAUACGUCAUCGGAAUUUGUGUACACAUUGAAGAGAUUCAAAGCGGCAAUUUUGACAGACAUAAAAGGUUUAUUUUCCCAUUUUCUGUAGUAAACAACAAUGCAAAAACAACUUUUGGGACAUGUUGUAUCGACAACCAGAACAAAAGACUUAAAACCAAUUCUAGAACGUUGGGGCUGGCUGGAACAAGAAGUAGAACAGAUUGAUCUUAGCAAAACGAAAAGAGAGAUCACAAAUGCCCUCAUUGAAGUGUGCAAUCAAAAAGAGGGCUUAACAAGAGAUGUUUGUGGAGAAUUGGAUCUAAUUUGUACACAAGAGUAUUCAACAAAGAAACAAUGGAGUGUGUUUUUAAUGGAGAAAGAUGAUGAACAUUAUAUAAGUGACAGCAACCUGUCAAAUCCACUGAAACUAAAGAAGAAGCUGAAAAGUGAAAUAACUGUAUUUUUUGAGAGAGAGAAUGUUGUAUCUGUUAGAAUGUUAAAUGGUGUGUUGUGGAUGAGGGUGUACAUACAGAGCGGGCCUAGAAACAUGUACCGUAGCAGUGAUACAGUUUACAUUAUAUAUUAUCCUCGGACUCAAUAUAUUCUCCUCAGUAGAUAUAAAAAAUCAGUUGAAAGUUAUUUGAUACAGAGCAUUCAAAAUGUAAUGGGUUGUGACAAGUUGACGAACAGUCUUCUAACUGGUACCCACUAUGAGUCUCUGCUACAGCUAGCUCUAGACAGGAAAAGUCAGGGUGACUUCAGUAGAUACAGAUUACAACAGGUACAAAAUCUACCUCUUUUGCAAAAACCACCACAGAAAAGGAAAGUUUCAGAUUUUGAGAGAGAACCUAAUUUACAUUGUGAAGAUGAAAGACAUAAAAGACAAAGAACAGAAGAACUUGAUGAAUGUUUUGGACCAAAUGAACAACCACUUCUUCAAAAACUAGAAUUUAAGGUUGCUGUGAAAUUCCGAGGAACCAGUGCUAUACCUUCUAUACCAGUAGAUGACAUGCAGCCUUUCCGAUGUCGAGUUAAGUUCGAAGGACCAUCAGUGAUAGACGGUAUUAGAAACUUGGCAGAAUGUGGACUCGUCACAAUGCCAUAUCCAAAGUAUUUACGAUCGGUACAUACCCUUGGAAAAAAUCAUAUUAAACUCGCAGAUAAAACUGCCAUGCAACAUAAUGUUAGUCAAGUUAAUCAGUCUCAUGCAGAACAGAAUGAAAAUACCCCUGCUAAGAAUACAAGGUCAAGGUCAAAACCAAGAACAAGGACUAGAACAUAAUUGUAUAACAAAUAUGGUGCAGCUAUAAGCAUAGUGAUAUAUAUUUUGCUUUUGAGAAAUUUGACAAUAAAAUAGUGUAUUUUUUUAUGUGUAAUUAUUGUAAAUGCUUGUAUUAUUAGUAUAGAAAGUGUAAACUUGUUGUGUAUCUAAAAAUGUAGAAACAUUGUAAUUUGUCUGUAUUUCUGACAUUUUAGUUUUCAAUUUCUCAGACAAGGUUUGUGUCCCCUGUUUUUUUGUUGUUGUUUUUUUUUAAAUUAAUGCUGAUGAAAAUUAUGCAGGAAAUGAUUAUCUCUAGAUUUUUCAUACAAUUAACAUAUGCACCUUUUUCUUUCAAAAACUAUAAUAUGUUACAAGCAUUUUAUGAGAUUUUUUAACUAAAUGUAAAAAGAUUAUUAAAAAGAGUAAGUAGGGGUAAGUUUGAGGUUAAUGUUCAAAAGGAACUACAUUGAUAAAUCCAGAAGCUUUUGAGAGAAAAAAAGAGCAAUCAUCAUGAAGAAUGUUAUAAAGUUUCUUUCGGAGAAUUAGCAUAAACUUGAUAAAUCACAAAUGAUCACAUCAUUAGUCAAGUAGAUUGAUUUUAAAUCAGAUAUUUAAUGCUUUCUGACUGACAAACUGACUUUAUGUAAUUGUCUUCAAAACUGCCGUAGAAAAUCUUAAAAAUCUAAAAGAGUUUAUAAAAUGCUUGUCUUAUAAUUAACCUUAGAGGAAAGGAAAUGAAAUGGUAAUGGAAAUUACAUGAAUUGAUUUUAUCAACUAUUUAACUUUUAAAUUUACUUGAAUUAUGAUUAUGAAUUAUAAAUGAUAAGUUGGUCUGACAAUAGGGUUUAAUUUCUGCUCCAUGUUGUAUCUCCUCUUUUUAGUGGAAAUGUAGAAUAAUUAAUAUGACACAAGAACAAUUUAAGUGUUGGAUCCAAAGCGACCCACAAUUUAUACUAUUGUAUUUCAAUGAUGUCAUAUAAAACAACCCCAUCAAUUAAUGUUUUUUGGAUAUUGAACUAGUUACACAUUCAAAUGAAAGAGCUGAUGAAUCAUUAAAUGUACAUUGAAAUUGAAAUAAUCAAAAUAAAAUAUGUUUUUUAAUCAUGUUUGUAAACUUUUGUUGGAUCAUGUUGGUUUUUUUUGCAAUAUAGAAAACCCUCUUUAUGAGGUAUUCAAAAGACAUGGUACUUAUGUGUUUGUUAGAUCAGUGAAUAUGCUUUGGACUCUCUGUUUUGAAGUCUUUAUUUUUUGCACAAGUAUUUAAAUCAAAAGGUUAAUCUGAAUAGCUAUAUUUGUUAACACAUUAUAAAAAUGUUAGGAAAUAAAAAAAACAAGCUUCUGUAUGUCAUGUGUAUUGAUAAAUAACAUGAAAUUGUGAGGAUGGUCAUUAUUAGAUAAUAAAUAAAACUAAAAAGUAUUGAAAAUAUUACUUAUUUUAUAAACAAUUUGUAUAUACUUAAUGGAUUCAAUGCAUAAUGAAAUAUUUAAGGUUGAUGUUUUAUGGUUCAUUGUCAUGAAAACAGUGGAUAGUUAUAGUCUGCUUAAUAUGCUUAUACACACAAAAAAGUGAUUAUAAAUACUGAUUAUAUUAUAAAUACAAGUUUUUAAAUUGGCAGCCCAUCCAAUCAAAAUUUCAAAUUCAAUGCAAGUCACCAUUUCAUCUGAAACUAUUGUAAAAAUGCUAAUUUUUUUACAGAUUCAAAAGGUUUACAUAGUGAUUUGCUUUUAUUUCAGUAGAUUUUCUUA
This is a messenger RNA of Mytilus trossulus (common blue mussel), 2992 nucleotides long. RefSeq names its product centromere protein N-like. The transcript has 9 exons. The coding region runs from base 104 to 1267 and encodes 387 amino acids. Gene Ontology annotation, cellular component: nucleoplasm. Gene Ontology annotation, biological process: CENP-A containing chromatin assembly; chromosome segregation. Lineage: Eukaryota; Metazoa; Mollusca; Bivalvia; Mytilida; Mytilidae. The record is from RefSeq and is a predicted model, not a curated record.